Colletotrichum godetiae is the source of this 894-nucleotide messenger RNA. Its product is annotated as NAD dependent epimerase/dehydratase. The record is from RefSeq and is a predicted model, not a curated record. Gene Ontology annotation, cellular component: mitochondrion. The transcript has 2 exons. Gene Ontology annotation, molecular function: protein-containing complex binding. Bases 1 to 894 code for a protein of 297 amino acids. NCBI's taxonomy places the organism in Eukaryota, Fungi, Ascomycota, Sordariomycetes, Glomerellales, Glomerellaceae.
AUGUCAACCUCAGCCGUAGCAAAGAAGCUCGUAGUGUGCGGCGGAAACGGCUUCCUUGGUUCGAGAAUCUGCAAGUAUGCCGUCGCCAGGGGCUGGGAUGUCACGUCCAUCAGCCGCUCAGGCGAGCCCAAAUGGUCCGCCGUGACUGCAUCACCAUCCCCUCCCCAAUGGUCACACAAAGUCUCCUGGGAGCGCGCCGACAUGCUCAGCCCGGUAACCUACGCCCCCCUCCUCAAGGGCGCAGACUUCGUCGUCCACAGCAUGGGCAUCCUCCUCGAAGCAGACUACAAGGGCGUCGUCUCAGGUCAGGAGUCCCCCGUCUCGGGCUUGCAAAAGGCCUUUGCCCCCGUCAAAGACCGCGGCGUCGACCCCUUAAAGACCUCCGCCGAGCCGGGCGCAGCCGGAGCGGAUCUCAAGCCGGCCAACCCGAAAGACCAGUUCUCUUACGAGGUCAUGAACCGCGACAGCGCCAUCGCCCUCGCCAAGCAAGCCAACGCCGAAGAGGCCAAAGCCUUCGUCUACGUCUCCGCCGCCGGCGGGGCGCCUGUCCUACCCGCGCGGUACAUCACCACCAAGCGCGAGGCCGAGAGCACCAUCGCCAGCGAGUUCCCGCGCAUGCGGGGCAUCUUCCCGCGCCCGCCCUUCAUGUACGAUAGCUCGAGGAAGUUCACGCUGCCCUUAGCUGCCAUGACGGGUGCGGGUGCACUGUUCAACAGGUUGACUGGUGGCGUGUUGAGCGGGUUCAUGGGCGCGAGCGGCGUGAAGCCUCUACCGGUUGAGACUGUCGCCGAAGCAGUAGUGGAAGCACUUGAUGAUGUCAAGGUUCAGGGCCCGAUUGAGGUUCCUGAGCUUGAGGAGUUGGCGACCAAAGGCUGGAGGAAAACCAUGCUCUGA